This is a messenger RNA of Perca flavescens (yellow perch), 789 nucleotides long. It is a transcript of the gene pdcb, whose product is annotated as phosducin b. NCBI's taxonomy places the organism in Eukaryota, Metazoa, Chordata, Actinopteri, Perciformes, Percidae. Gene Ontology annotation, biological process: regulation of G protein-coupled receptor signaling pathway. The record is from RefSeq and is a predicted model, not a curated record. The transcript is spliced from 4 exons. Gene Ontology annotation, cellular component: photoreceptor outer segment. The coding region runs from base 79 to 789 and encodes 236 amino acids.
GUGUAGACCAGUGCAAGGUUAGCUAUUGACACAAAGGGAGGACUUCACUGAAACUGUGAGAGGUAGCAAACAAGAAAAAUGUCUGACAGAAUGAUUGAUUUGGAAGAGACCGCAACCCAGACAGGUCCAAAAGGAGUCAUCAAUGACUGGAGGAGGUUUAAGCUGGAAAGUAUGGAUCAGGAAAACUUGCCACCUGCAAAAAAGGAACUGCUGAGACAAAUGUCAUCCCCGAGCAAGCCAAAAGAUGACACCAGAGCAAACCUUAACCGCAAGAUGAGUGUCCAAGAGUAUGAGCUGCUUAAGGAGGAGGAUGAGGGAUGUCUAAAGAAAUACAGAAAGCGGUGCAUGCAGGAGAUGCAUGAUAAACUCAGCUUUGGGCCCAGGUUUGAAGGUGUGCAUGACCUGGCCAGUGGAGAGGCCUUCCUAGAAGUCAUCGAGAAGGAACAUUACAGCACGGUGGUGGUUGUCCACAUCUACAAGGUUGGGGUCAAAGGUUGUGAGGAACUCAACAACUGCUUUAACUGCCUGGCCACUGAGUACCCCACUGUAAAGUUCUGCAGGAUUGAUGCCGUCGCAUCCGGUGCUUCCGAGCGGUUCUCAGAUGAGGUUUUGCCUACGCUGCUGGUGUACAAGGCUGGAGAACUAUUAGGAAACUUCCUGGCCUGCACGCAGCACCUAAAUGAGGAGUUCUUCGCCACUGAUGUGGAGGCCUUCCUCAACAGCUAUGGCCUGCUGCCAGAGAAAGAGCUGGCCAGCAUGGAAGAUGAAGAGGAAAACGAUGUAGAGUAA